Molecule: messenger RNA, 1430 nt
Organism: Labrus mixtus (cuckoo wrasse)
Lineage: Eukaryota; Metazoa; Chordata; Actinopteri; Labriformes; Labridae
Gene: psmd13
Product: proteasome 26S subunit, non-ATPase 13
Exons: 13
Coding region: 107-1243 (378 amino acids)
Biological process (GO): ubiquitin-dependent protein catabolic process
Cellular component (GO): nucleus; cytosol; proteasome regulatory particle, lid subcomplex
Molecular function (GO): structural molecule activity
Source: RefSeq, a predicted model, not a curated record
GGGAGAAGAGCAGCAGAAGCACAGUCAGGCUAGGCUAUCUGACGUUAGCAGUAAACAGCUCUCACUCGGUUCAGAAUAAAAUAUUAAACUUUAAAUUGUCUCCACGAUGAAAGAUGUCGGCGGGUUCCUCAAACAGCAGCAGAGCAGCAGCUCCACGCCGGAGAUGGCUGCCGAGUGGCACACGUUGGAGGAGUAUUAUAACAAAAGAUUGUGGCAUCAGUUGACUCUGAAGCUGACAGACUUCGUUAAGGACCCCUGCUUCAAAACAGGAGAUGGACUCAUACAGCUGUACGAUAAUUUCCUCAGCGACUUCGAACACAGAAUCAACCCGUUAUCCCUGAUGGAGAUUAUACUGUAUGUUGCCCGACAGAUGAAAGAUCCUAAAGACGCCAUCACUUUUCUGGAGAAGACCAAAGACAAGGUGAAAAGCAGCGAUGAAGCCGCCAGUCUCUGUAAGACGUCCAUCGGCAGACUCAAACUGGAGAUCAACGAUCUUCCUGCAACGAAGAAACUCAUCGAAGAGGUGGAGGAGAUGUUGAAUAACCUGCCCGGCGUCACGUCUGUGCACGGUCGCUUCUACGACCUGUCCAGCAAAUAUUACCGCAUCAUCGGGAACCACGCCUCCUACUACAAGGACGCCCUGCGCUACCUGGGGUGUGUGGACAUCAAAGACCUUCCAGAGACGGAGAAGCAGGAGAGGGCGUUCACGCUCGGCCUGGCCGGACUCUUAGGAGAAGGCGUUUAUAACUUUGGAGAGCUGCUGAUGCAUCCUGUGCUGGAGUCUCUGAGGAACACGGACAAACAGUGGCUCAUCGACACCCUAUACGCCUUCAACGGAGGAAACGUGGAGAAGUUCCAGGGCUUCAAGUCGGCCUGGGGCCAACAGCCUGACCUCGCAGCACACGAGGCCAAACUGAUGCAGAAGAUCCAGCUGCUCUGCGUGAUGGAGAUGACUUUCACUCGUCCUGCAAACCACCGACAGCUCACCUUCACCGAGAUCUCUGAGAGUGCCAAAAUCCCCGUUAAUGAGGUGGAGCUGCUGGUGAUGAAGGCUCUGUCUGUGGGGCUGAUCAAAGGAAACAUUGAUGAGGUGGACCAGAAGGUGCAGAUGACCUGGGUGCAGCCCCGAGUGCUGGACCUGCAGCAGAUUAAAGGCAUGAAGGAGCGUCUGGACUUCUGGUGUGGAGACGUUAAAAACAUGGCCAUGCUGGUGGAGCAGCAGGCUCACGACAUCCUCACAUAAACCCCACCGAGAGAUGGGGGGUGGGGGGGCGCCCUGCUUCUGUUUUCUAUUGUUUUCUACCACAUGUUCAUUCUCCUGUCUCAUUAUUACCUACCUGUAAAUUACACUGUGGUGUCUGUAACAUGAUUCUCUGAGACAUACAGUCAAAUGUGUGAAACAUAAAUAAAAAAAAAACUUCUGACUUUUU